UCAAAAUAAAAGUCCAUUUCGGAAACGUCUUGGCAGUAAUACCUUAAACCCAAAUUUAAACCCGCCCUGUACUCAAGACAACCAGAUGAGAUUACAAGGCAGGCGCGCGUUGCCGUACAAUAUGGCGGCUCCCACAAGCGCGGAAGAUCCGCCAUAAGUCCCUCCUCCGCAGACCCUCGUCUCUUCAGAAGCAGGUCAGCGGAAGUAGUUCCAGCCGGGGGGAGGCACGCGAAGACAGAGGUUCCAGCUGUCUCGCCACUAGUAAAUCUGACGUCUCUGCUGGCUUCCUACCGUUUGGUGAGUUUAACCGAAUCUUCUGUUGAGUUGAGUGUCAGAAGAUAGGAAGAUGCCUAAACCCAGUACGGUUGCCAUAAUGUUGACCACCCUUUUUGGUGCAGCUGUGGGAGGCUUAUUCAUAUGGAAAGCCUACCAGCGCUGGAGGGACAUCACCGCCAAAGGAGUGGAGGAGGAGGAGGAGAAGGAGGAGGAAAAAGACAAUAAUAAAGAAUUGGCUCCAAGGAAACUACCACCACCACCAUUAUCAUUCUUGGUUGUUCCCAAUGUCUCACAAGUGGAAAGGAUCCUCAGAGAGAAUGUGGUUAUUGUGUCUGAGAGGGAAGAAUGGGAGAGAGUGGAAUCUUUUUUCUGGGAGGAGUUGGAACAAUGUCCAGUCCUUGGAAUUGACUGCGAAUGGGUAAACGUGAAAGGCAAAGCAAGGCCUGUUUCACUCCUACAAAUGGCUUCCUCUACUGGUUAUUGCAUUUUAAUUCGUCUUCCGAAACUGAUCUCUGGUGAAGCAGGUUUUCCCCAAACCUUGGUGGAUCUUUUAGAAGACAGCAGAAUCUUAAAGGUUGGGGUUGGGUGUUGGGAAGAUGCCAGCAAGUUACUUCGGGAAUAUGAUCUCACGGUGAGAGGAUGUCUGGACCUCCGAAAUCUAGCUAUGAGACAGAGGAGAGAUCUGCUUCCAAAUGGGCUUAGCCUGAAGUUCCUUGCUGAAACCAUUCUCGGCUUUCCUCUGGACAAAUCGCCUCUUCUUCGUUCCAGCAAUUGGGAUGCUGAAGAUCUCACUAAGGAACAGAUUGCUUAUGCUGCUAGGGAUGCUCAGAUUUCGGUGGCUCUCUUUCUUCAUCUUCUUGAAUAUCCUUUAUCCAUGAAUUCAACCCAGAAUGGAGAUGAUGAAACCAUCUGGGAAAAAAUAUUGAUGAAGUGCCAGGAUCUUGUGGAUAUUCCUUUCCAUGGUAAAGGGAACAGCAGCAACAUGAGAGAAGAAAAUUCAGGAAAAAUGGAGGCCUCACAGAAGGCAAGAAACCUGAAAUCUAGACCUGGCAUGAUGUCUUCAGAUGAUCAGCAAGGAAGGGAUCCCAGGAAACAGAAAUCGAAGCCCCUUGGCAAGGGCUAUUCUGCUCGGAAAUCUCCACUCUAUGAUAACUGCUUCUUACAUGCUCCUGAUGGACAGCCUCUAUGCACUUGUGAUAGGAGGAAAGCUCAGUGGUAUAUAGACAAAGGCAUUGGAGAACUAGUGAGUGAAGAUCCUUUUGUGGUCAAGUUGCAAUUUGAGCCAUCUGGACGGCCUGAAUCCCCAGAGGAUUAUUAUCUGAUGAUUAAAGAGAACCUCUGUGUAGCAUGUGGCAAGAGAGAAUCCUACAUCCGGAAGAAUGUAGUUCCCCAUGAGUACCGGAAACACUUCCCCAUUGAGAUGAAGGACCAUAAUUCCCAUGAUGUGUUGCUCCUCUGUACCUCCUGCCAUGCCAUUUCGAAUUACUAUGACAACAACUUGAAGCAACAUCUGGCUGAAGAGUGUGAAGCUCCCAUUGGCUCUGAGGAGGGACUCCGCUUGCUGGAAGAUCCCAUCCGUCGUCAAGUGCGCUCUGGGGCCAGGGCCCUGCUCAAUGCCAAGUCCUUGCCUGCUUCCAGAAAGGAAGAACUCCUACAGGCAAUCAAGGAGUUUUUUAACACAGACACUGUCUCACAUCAGAUGCUUCAGGAAGCAGCAAAUUUGGAAACAAGAAUUAACAAUGAGAACUAUGUUCCCCAUGGACUGAAGGUGGUACAGUACUAUGCAAAAGGAGGAUUGUGCUCACUCAUGAAGCUGGAGAGUCGCUGGCGCCAACACUUCUUGGACUCCAUGAAACCCAAGCAUCUGCCAGAGCAAUGGUCAGUCAACCAUAAUCAUGAAAAUCUGCUCCGAAAAUUUGGGGAUAACUUGCUAAUGGAACUAGCAGACUCUCAGCAGACAGAAACAGUCCUUUCUACCACACUGCAUUUUGAAGACACUGGAGAAGGACUGCCAUCUCGAGAGAUGCUCUUCAGUGAUGCAAAUGAAGCAGACAUGUCCUAUGGGGGAAAGUGAGGAUGCAGGUGCUGGGGCCACAGGGCCUGGGCCUGGUCCUCUGCUUCUUCCUCCUCUUCCUUACUCCCUCUCCCCUUCCCCCAUGACCUCGGGGCACUAGAGACAGCCCUAGGG
Messenger RNA from Gracilinanus agilis (Agile Gracile Mouse Opossum), 2464 nucleotides. RefSeq names its product exonuclease 3'-5' domain-containing protein 2-like. Gene Ontology annotation, molecular function: nucleic acid binding; 3'-5' exonuclease activity. Bases 347 to 2350 code for a protein of 667 amino acids. Lineage: Eukaryota; Metazoa; Chordata; Mammalia; Didelphimorphia; Didelphidae. The transcript has 11 exons. Gene Ontology annotation, cellular component: nucleus; cytoplasm. The record is from RefSeq and is a predicted model, not a curated record. Gene Ontology annotation, biological process: nucleobase-containing compound metabolic process.